CAUGGUGAUCUUGUUAUAAACGGUGAUAUUAUGGGUUUGUCAGGCAUGGACUUACACUAUCCAGUUUUCGAUUGCUCGAUCAUGCUUUUCAUAUGUCGAGCGUGCCAGCUCUUAUAACAUCAGACAUUUCCCUGUGAUGCCUGCUCGUUCUGAUAAUCGAUGGUGAAGCCACGAGAAGCUGCUAGACGCUGCCGUUCCUCCGCAAGCUGCUGGAGACGGCCUCAUCAAUCAUGGUCAUAUAUUAUCACGUGGGUACGGAGGGGAGAGAGAAAGGCCAAAAUGUCAAGGCAGGGGAAGAGUGCAUGGAUGCAGAAUACAACCAAAAAAUUCUGGGGGCUCUCGCUAUUUAUCGUCAUUUUCGAGCCAUUUCGCCUUUGUUUUCAUUAUCUGCUCACCUGUAUGAUCCUGAGAACCCCCAGUGCGAGGACUUCCCAUUUUAGAAUACUGCAUCACACCCCCGGUGUCAACAUCGCACCCUUGGUGCUAGAAGCUAUAGAUGCCACGGCGCUCUACUAGAAUAAUAGAGCAUCCAACUCAUGGGUUCUACCUAGGUAGCUAUCGACGAGAAUAAUCAAC
Aspergillus ruber CBS 135680 is the source of this 576-nucleotide messenger RNA. RefSeq lists its product as uncharacterized. The coding region runs from base 160 to 516 and encodes 118 amino acids. The record is from RefSeq and is a predicted model, not a curated record. Lineage: Eukaryota; Fungi; Ascomycota; Eurotiomycetes; Eurotiales; Aspergillaceae. The transcript has a single exon.